Molecule: messenger RNA, 9198 nt
Organism: Esox lucius (northern pike)
Lineage: Eukaryota; Metazoa; Chordata; Actinopteri; Esociformes; Esocidae
Gene: myo5aa
Product: myosin VAa
Exons: 44
Coding region: 371-6085 (1904 amino acids)
Biological process (GO): actin filament organization; vesicle transport along actin filament
Cellular component (GO): myosin complex; vesicle; actin cytoskeleton
Molecular function (GO): ATP binding; microfilament motor activity; actin filament binding
Source: RefSeq, a predicted model, not a curated record
UCUAUGUACUCUUGUAUGUACAUUUCAUUUUUGGUUAGGGUUUUAAUUAAAUUACCGUGCGUCCAUACUGUAAAACUAAAGCAAUGUCAUCUCUUGGCCACAGGGGAGCGCAGUUUACUUAUGCUUCUGAACCCAUAGCAACAGCCGCGUUACACUGAAUCAUUUUAUCCAUCAUACCCAGAAUGCUCAGAGAGACGCCAAAAUAUCGAGGUUUUCAGGUAUCAUGGUGGUAGUAGGUGUUUUACCCUGAGGAGAGUAAGCUGAACCUGGUGCCAUUUUAUGUAUUCACUGCGAGGAAAACGCAUAUUCGAUUCUCAUACGGACGUGCUACCAAGCUACUGCUGAUGUUUAAAUCUAACUGCUGAGAUUCAUGGAAAAAGGACACGACAGCUCUUCCAGUAUGGCAGCGUCGGAGCUGUACACAAAGUUUGCUCGGGUGUGGAUCCCUGAUGCAGAGGAGGUGUGGAAGUCAGCAGAGCUCACAAAGAACUACAAACAUGGAGACAAGUUGUUACACCUCACUCUGGAGGAUGGAACGAACAUUGAGUACAACUUGGAUGAGAAGACCAAGAACCUUCCGCACCUUCGGAACCCUGACAUCCUGGUUGGGGAGAAUGACCUCACAGCUCUCAGUUACCUCCACGAGCCGGCAGUCUUGCACAACCUUAAAGUCCGCUUCACUGACUCCAAACUCAUCUACACAUACUGUGGUAUUGUCCUGGUGGCCAUUAACCCCUAUGAGAACCUGCCCAUCUAUGGUAGUGACAUCAUCAAUGCCUACAGCGGCCAGAACAUGGGAGACAUGGAUCCUCACAUCUUUGCUGUUGCUGAGGAGGCGUACAAACAAAUGGCCAGAGAUGAGAGGAACCAGUCUAUAAUCGUUAGCGGUGAGUCAGGCGCUGGCAAGACCGUGUCGGCUAAAUAUGCCAUGCGGUACUUUGCAACAGUUAGCGGAGCAGCCACCGAGGCCAACGUAGAGGAGAAGGUCCUGGCAUCCAACCCCAUCAUGGAGGCAAUAGGAAAUGCCAAGACCACUCGUAACGACAACAGCAGUCGUUUUGGGAAGUACAUUGAGAUCGGCUUUGACAAACGCUACCGGAUCAUUGGAGCUAACAUGCGGACUUAUCUGCUGGAGAAGUCCAGAGUGGUGUUCCAGGCGGACGAGGAGAGGAACUACCAUAUCUUCUAUCAGCUGUGUGCCUCAUCCCAUUUACCAGAGUUCAAGAAUCUAAAACUAGGUGGUGCUGAUGACUUCCACUGUACCAACCAGGGCGGGAGCCCGGUCAUCGAUGGAGUGGACGACUCUAAGGAGAUGAGCACAACACGAAACGCCUUCUCACUAUUAGGCAUCAACGAGCAGAACCAGAUGGGGCUUUUCCAGGUCCUUGCGGCCAUCCUGCACCUGGGGAACGUGGAGAUCAAAGACCGAGACUCUGACAGCAGUGCCAUACCUCCCAAUAACCGCCACCUCCAGGUGUUCUGUGAGCUGAUGGGCGUCACCUAUCAGGACAUGUCUCAUUGGCUGUGCCACAAGAAACUGAAGACAGCCCAGGAGACCUACAUCAAGCCCAUUCCACGAAUGCAAGCCUCCAAUGCUCGCGAUGCGCUCGCAAAACACAUCUACGCCAAAGUCUUCAGCUGGAUUGUGGACCAUGUGAACCAGUCUCUGCGUGCCAGUGUCAAACAGCACUCCUUCAUAGGAGUUCUGGAUAUCUACGGGUUUGAGACGUUUGAAGUCAACAGUUUUGAGCAGUUCUGUAUCAACUAUGCCAAUGAGAAGCUGCAACAGCAGUUUAACAUGCAUGUGUUCAAGCUAGAGCAGGAAGAAUAUUUGAAGGAACAGAUUCCCUGGACUCUGAUAGACUUCUAUGAUAACCAGCCAUGUAUCAACCUCAUUGAGGCCAAGAUGGGAGUGUUGGACCUGCUGGAUGAAGAAUGCAAGAUGCCUAAGGGGUCAGACGACUCAUGGGCCCAGAAGCUGUACAACACCCACCUGAAGACCUGCACUCUGUUUGAAAAACCUCGCAUGUCCAACAAAGCCUUCAUCAUACAACACUUUGCUGACAAGGUGGAGUACCAGUGUGAAGGGUUUCUGGAGAAGAACAAGGACACAGUGAAUGAAGAGCAGAUUAAUGUUUUGAAGGCCAGCAAGCUGAAGUUGGACCUGUUAGUAGAGCUGUUUCAGGAUGAGGAGAAGGCAACCAGUCCUACUGGAACCACCACAGGAGGCCGAACACGACUCAGUGUCAAGCCAAAGGAGGUCAGACCAGGAGCAAGCAGCAAGGAACACAAGAAGACAGUUGGCUGCCAGUUCCGUAACUCUCUGGCUAUGUUAAUGGAGACGUUAAACGCAACCACUCCUCACUACGUACGCUGCAUUAAGCCCAACGACCUAAAGUUCCCCUUUACGUUUGACCCUAAGCGAGCAGUGCAGCAGCUCAGAGCCUGUGGUGUUCUGGAGACCAUCCGCAUUUCAGCUGCAGGAUUCCCAUCAAGGUGGACGUACCAGGAGUUCUUCAGCCGCUACCGGGUGCUGAUGAAGCAGAAGGACGUCUUGUCGGAUAGGAGGUUGACCUGUAGGAACGUCCUGGAGAAACUGGUGCAGGAUCAGGAUAAAUACCAGUUUGGAAAGACCAAGAUCUUCUUCAGGGCCGGUCAGGUUGCCUACCUGGAGAAACUGAGGGCUGAUAAGCUGAGACAGGCGUGUGUCCGCAUCCAGAAGACUAUCCGCUGCUGGCUGGUCCGUAAGAAGUACCUCCGCAAGAAGCAUGCUGCUAUGACAAUCCAGAGAUACACCCGUGGACACCAGGCUCGCUGUCUGGUUAAGUUCAUGCGUCGGACCAGGGCGGCCAUCGUCAUCCAGAAGUUCCAGAGGAUGUACGUCCAGAGGAAACUGUACCGGCAGAAGCAGGCUGCAGCCCUGGUCAUGCAGACUAUCCUCAGGGCAUAUAUGGCCCGUCAGAAAUACCAAGGGUUGCUGCGUAAUCACAAAGCUGUGUUCAUCCAGAAGCACGUGCGCGGCUGGCUGGCUAGACAAAGGUACAAGCGCUCCCUGCGAGCCAUCGUCUACCUUCAGUGCUGCAUCAGAAGGAUGAAGGCAAAGAAGGAGCUGAAGAAGCUUAAGAUUGAGGCCCGCUCCGUGGAACACUUUAAGAAGCUCAACGUCGGCAUGGAGAACAAGAUCAUGCAGUUGCAGAGGAAGAUCGACGAACAGACUAAAGACAACCGUCUGAUUAGUGAGCGACUGAAUGGUCUGGAAACGUCCCACGCCUUGGAGAGUGAGAAGCUGAAGAUAGAGGUCUCCAAGCUGAAGGGCAUAGAAGAGGAAGCUAAGAACAACGCCAACCGUGUCACUUCCCUUCUGGAGGAGCUGGAGAGGCUGAGAAAAGAUCUGACCACCACCCAGAAAGAGAAGAAGACCAUAGAAGACUGGGCUACCAAGUACAGGGAUGAGAUGGAACAGAUGGUAGCAGAGCUGAAGGAGGAGAACGGUCUCCUGAAGACAGAGAAAAACGACCUGAACCGAAUGAUCAAGGAACAGAGCCAGCAGAUGACAGAAAAAAUGGCUCGUGCCUUAGCGGAGGAGACCCACCAGUUGGAGAGCGAUCUGAACGAGGAGAGGUCGCGCUACCAGAAUCUCCUAACAGAACACUUGAGGUUAGAGGAACGCUACGACGACCUGAAGGAGGAAAUCACACUAUCUGUGAACGUUCCCAAGGCCGGCCACAGGAGAACAGACUCCACCCACAGCAGCAACGGAUCAGAGUGCACCUACAACUCAGAGUUCGCCGAAUCAGAAGAAAGCUCCCGACACGGAGAAGAUGUGACCCGGGGCAUGGACACAUCUCUGACUCUGAAGCUGCAGAAACGUGUGACGGAGCUGGAACAGGAGAAGUCCUCGCUCCGCAACGAGCUGGAGAACAGAGAAGAGCAGUUCCAGCGGGCUAGAGCCAGGGAUGAUGAGGAGCAUAGGAAAUCUCGUGGAGCAGAACUGGAGUACGAGUCUCUCAAGCGUCAGGAGCUGGAUUCAGAGAACAAGAAACUAAAGCACGACCUGACCGCCAUGAGGCAGAGCCUGCUGGGUAAUGCCGGCGCUGAGGCGGGCGCGCCAGGAAGCGCACCCUACAAGGUUCUCGUGGAUCAACUGAACACCUUGUGUGAGGAGCUAGAGGUGCGGAAAGAGGAGGUCCUGAUUCUACGCUCCCAGCUGGUGUCACAGAAGGAGGCCAUGCAGCACAAGGAUGAGAAGGAGACUAUGACAGAGCCAUUGCACUAUGCAGAGGAUGUCCAUAACAUGAAAGACUCUGGUGCAAUCACUCAGGCUUAUCUAAGCCUCAAAGAGACCAACAGAUCUCCAAGGUUUAUGCGUAAACCAAUAGAAACCAAUGAGCUCCUAAAUCGGCUGAGAUCCCCCACCGCUGACUUCCAUAGGCUGAAUGAGGACGGAGAGCUGUGGCUGGUAUAUGAAGGGUUAAAGGAGACCAACAGACUGCUGGAGGGCCAGAUGCAGCAGCAGCGGCGUAGCUAUGACAACGAUGUGGAGGUACUGCGGGGGGAGUUACAAAGUCUCAAGGAGGAGAACAACCGUCAACAACAGCUGUUGGCCCAGAACCUGCAGCUCCCGCCAGAGGCCCGUAUAGAGGCUAGUCUGCAACACGAAAUCACACGACUCACCAACGAGAACCUGGAGAUGCUGCGGACUGAGGACCCAACUGAAUAUCGUACCGCCAAACUCAACAUAUUACGACGGAUGGUUGACCUCAUGGAACAGCUGGAGAAGCAGGACAAGACAAUCCGUAAGCUUAAGAAACAGCUGAAGGUUUUCUCGAAGAAGAUCGGAGAAAUGGGAGCUGGCCAGGGCGAGAGUGUAUCUCCUGGUCAGAUGGUUGAAGAGACAGUCCGUCCAGUGAACAUUCCUCGUCGGGAGAAAGACUUUCAGGGAAUGUUGGAGUACAAGCAGGAGGAUGAGCUGAAACUGGUUAAGAACCUCAUAUUGGAGUUGAAGCCUCGCGGUGUUGCCGUGAAUCUGAUCCCAGGUCUGCCAGCGUAUAUUCUCUUCAUGUGUCUGAGACAUGCUGACUAUGUCAACGAUGACCAGAAGGUCAGGACAUUGCUCACGUCCACCAUCAACAGCAUCAAGAAGAUUCUCAAGAAACGAGGGGAUGACUUUGAGACGGUUUCCUUCUGGUUGUCCAACACCUGUCGCUUCUUACACUGUCUCAAACAGUACAGUGGAGAUGAGUCGUUUAUGAAACACAACACUCCUAAACAAAACGAACACUGCCUGUCUAACUUUGACCUGGCGGAGUAUCGUCAGGUUCUCAGUGACCUGGCCAUCCAGAUCUAUCAGCAGCUCAUCAAAUGCAUGGAGAACAUCCUGCAGCCUAUGAUUGUCUCCGGUAUGUUGGAGCAUGAGACCAUUCAGGGUGUGUCGGGGGUGAAGCCGACCGGUCUUCGCAAAAGGACAUCGAGCAUCGCUGACGAGGGAACGUACACGCUGGAGUCCAUCUUACGCCAGCUCAGCGCUUUCCACUCUACCAUGUGUCAGCACGGCACAGAUCCAGAACUCAUCAAACAGGUUGUUAAGCAGCAGUUCUACAUCAUUGGAGCUGUGACGCUGAACAACUUGCUUCUUCGUAAAGACAUGUGCUCCUGGAGCAAAGGCAUGCAGAUCAGGUAUAACGUUAGUCAGCUGGAGGAGUGGCUGCGUGACAAGUCUUUGAUGAUGUGUGGAGCCAAAGAGACUCUGGAGCCUCUGAUUCAGGCCGCUCAGCUUCUGCAGGUCAAGAAGAAGACUGAUGAAGAUGCUGAGGCCAUCUGCUCCUUGUGCAACUGCCUCUCCACAGCUCAGAUUGUGAAGGUGUUGAACCUCUACACUCCAGUCAACGAGUUUGAAGAGAGGGUGUCCGUCGCCUUCAUACGAACCAUACAGACUCGUUUGCGGGACCGGUGUGAGACUCCUCAGCUGCUGAUGGACACUAAAGUCAUCUACCCAGUCACCUUUCCGUUCAACCCGUCCUCUCUGGCCCUGGAGAGCAUCCAGAUUCCAGGCUCUCUCAACCUGGGCUUUCUGACCCGUGUCUAACUCGCUCACACACACACACACACACACCCGUAACCAACACAUGGCUAUAAAUGGGUAAACAUGCAUUAAUGUGCAUACACAAACCAACCGCUUCCUAACGCACUUACAUAGACCACACAAAUACACGCGCACACACACCGACCACACGCACACACACACACGUGCUAAACUUCCAGCCUGAGUUUUUCUGUCAGUCCCAUCUUCCUGCGUGUACAAAUGCUCAGUCCUAUGAGAAUGCACCACUUUUCCCCAAUUUUCCCCCCUUUAAAAUGAGCUUUACCACCCACCUAGAACACCAAGAUCUUGUUCCAUGUUCCCAAGGUCCACUCUUUUUUCCUCUUUGUACUCUUCUCAGUAGUGUAGUGUUUUCUAGCAGUCCGGUUCUCCCAUAGGAAUGUAUUAUGAUACAUUAAACUGAAAACUUGCUAGUCCAGGGAUAGCAUUACAGCUAGCUAGUUCCUUCUGGCUGAGCUAGCAUCUGUUUUAUUAUAGGAUGCUAAUGCUAGCUCUUCUGCAGUCACCAGAAGCUAGUAGUUCAACAGUUAGCAUCGGUUUGGAGUACAUCGUUGGAGUACAUCGUUGUUGUCAUCUUAUCCACUGAACACAGUCAAACCAAUGCAGAAGCUGUUAUCUGUACCAUACUUCUUAUACAUAUAUAAAUACAUACAAAUAUGAAUAUAUUUAUCAUGCUUAGGUAUUUUGUGUAUUGCUUUCAUUUCUCUAACUUUCCUUGAAGACUUGAAGUUUUUCUUUGCAGAUUAACAUUGAUACCAUAGACAGGUAGGCCUAUCUCCCCAAUGUCAUAGGAUGGAGAGAAUUAUGGCCAUUAAAGUACAACUGGAGUAAAAUAGUAUUGUUAUAUUUGUUAAUAGCACAUUAACUAUGUAGAAUUAUUUAAUAAGCGCUAUUUAAUGUAGGUAUUUAUUUGUUUAGCUCAAGAUGUAUCAUGCUUUUAGAUGUCUCACUGCUGAGGCUUUGUCAUGUUUAACCUGCUUCUCUUGAAAAUAGAUACUUUAGCACUGCUGAAAGAGAGGUGGCAUAGAUAAAGGGGAAGACUAGAAACAAGAUUUGAAAAGGGCCACACGUGAAAUGGAGGCCCAAUACUUGACAGGAACUUAAGACGUGGGUGUAAAGGUAUACAAGUGUAGCAUGUUUAGACAGCUUCAGCUACAGUAUUUAUUUAUCUUUGUUAAGGAGGCAGUGUGUUUCCUAGCCCUGCUGAGGGUACACAAACAGAUUACUGAAGUACACUGAAUCCUGCGUAUCCACUAGUAACUACAUAUCUACACCUUCUCCAGGCUCCACCUUCUUUGCUCAGCUCUGUGGAUGUUUUUGAGACACGAGGUCCAUAGGUAUUACUUUCGGUGUUUAAAAAAAAAAAACAGAGGUUGUGUUUGUGUAUGUUCCUAAAUCUGGUUAUCACUGAGAUGGUCUUUCUGUUAGUCGGGGUGACUACAUUUGCUCUGGUAAACAACUGGAUUUAGACGCAAUGUCAACCGUGUUUUCGAUGUUUUCUCUACGAUGACGAUGUUGUCAUGUCUUUACUCCAGAAACAUAAUCACUGUUUUGUGGACCAACUAUAACACGGUGUACAGUCUCUCUGCUUUAACCUGCUGUUGAACCCUUGACCCUUUCUUCACUACUAAACUAGUGUAAUGACUCCUUUACCUGAAAUUGACCAGGAGAGGGUGACAUUAACCAUAAUUCUUCUCCUCUGAGGGUUAUUCUCUUUCUCUGCAGUGAGUUAGCACACAACUGUGGCUCCAAUAGAACCCGAGGUUUUGCUUGAUGUUUUAUAGAAUCAGAGAAGUUCUCCUGGCCUUCUCAUCACUAAGAAUACAGACCUUCUCACCUCUGUCACUGCUUAGCACUGGCAGAGACAAAGGGUUGAUAUACAUUUCUAAUCAUAUGAUCAUUGUCUCUCUUCCUUACUGCCAUCUGGGUUUACCCAUAACCUAACUACCUUGUUUUACCAUAAACAUUUGUGUUUACCGUGAACUUUAUUUACUUUCACCUUUAUUUUCCUACCAACCUUGACCCCUUGAACUUUAUACUUUGUGCCCUUGCCUAGCAACAUGUGACUUUAACAUUAUUAUAACUAUCGGUGAUGUAUGAGUCCAGUUCUUGUUUUAACUUGUUUUAUGUUGGAACUGAAUUCUCAAGGGGACCACCAUGAGUGUAUUGAGUGUAUGAAAAGUCAACAUUGCCUUUUUAAAUUUUUGCAGCAUUGCAUUUAAAUGAAGGAUUGUUAGAAGUAGGUGAUAGGUUGUUCAUCGUGUGUAUAGUAAUAUCACAUCUAGGGUACAAAUCUGCAAAACAGAGAACCUCAGACAAUACUGAAAAAUGUUACUGCCUGUCCUGCAGGUUUUACCCUUUCGAAUGUUUAGAGCUGCUGUUGAUAUGAUUACUUAAUUGGUACACGUUUUGGACAAAGCCUUACCAAUGACUUUAACGCACUAUCAUCUUGUCAUUUUCAUUUGACUGUUAUGCGUUCUAUUUUUAAAAUGUAUUAUCAUUAUUAUUACAGUGUUUUUGACAAGUUGUCAGUAUCCAAUAUCCAUAUUUCAAAAGCUGGGUUGGAAGGAAUGUUUUUUAUGUCUGUCUAAAAGCACUUUUUGAAAUAGCUUCUGAAGCAGUUUAAUAAAUAAUAACGACAUGUCUGCCCUGAACAUAUCUUUAAUGGGAAAUAAUGCCUAAUAAUUGUCUAAUCAUCCCCAACAUUGGUUUAAGGUCCUUCAGGGGUCAUAUCCAGGAGCUGAGAUCAUUUGCACAGCUGACGGCUUUUCCCAAAUGGAACACUAUUCCCUACACCUUGCACUACUUUUGACCAGAGCAGUGUAGCGAAUAGGCAGCCAUUUGGGACGUAGCACAAGUCAAUUUCUAUGAUCAUCCCUCUUUUAACCGUAUAGACAACCACAACCCCCAGCCCCUCUGCUUCUAUUUGCUUCUUUCUCAACUUCUGUCAUCCAUCCCAGGGUACAUCAGGAGAACUGGACUGUGUGUAUAAUUCCUGGUAGCUGUACUUAGUGAAUGUGUCCACCAUUAAGAAACUUCAAAUUUGUGUAAAUUGUCAGACUCUGUAAAAGACAAAUAAAGGAAUUCAGCACCGUCAA